This is a messenger RNA of Annulohypoxylon truncatum, 1494 nucleotides long. RefSeq names its product S-adenosyl-L-methionine-dependent methyltransferase. The transcript has 10 exons. Bases 1 to 1068 code for a protein of 355 amino acids. Gene Ontology annotation, molecular function: methyltransferase activity. Lineage: Eukaryota; Fungi; Ascomycota; Sordariomycetes; Xylariales; Hypoxylaceae. The record is from RefSeq and is a predicted model, not a curated record.
AUGGCGGAUCAACCAACGGCUCCGGCCACCCAAAGCGCCUCGCCACCAGAGACGGCUGAAAUUAAUCAACCCGAGCUAAUCGCCGCACCUCAGGGUGAAGAAGAGCUGGAAGAUGAUUUUGACGACGACGCGGAUUCAGCAUUGGGUAAUGAUGCUGCUAGCAGCACCAACUCCGUCACGGCGAGCAUUCUAGAAUACCGUACUAUCAAAGGCCGGACCUACCACAGUGAAAGACAUGAGUCUCAGUAUUUUGCGCCGAAUGACGAGCAGCAGAUGCAUUCGCAGGAUAUCACGCAUCAUUAUUUAACAAUUAUGCUUGACGACAAGCUGUUUCUCGCACCAGUUAAAGACGACAUGGAGAGAGUGCUAGACGUUGGGACUGGAACCGGAAUAUGGGCCAUCGACGUGGGCGACCAGUACCCUAGCGCAGAAGUCGUAGGAACGGACUUGUCACCAACACAGCCGCUGUGGGUACCGCCGAACGUGAAGUUCGAGAUCGAUGACUGUACCAAGGAUUGGACAUGGCCUGCCGAUCACUUCGACUUCAUCCACAUGCGCUAUCUCUUCGGAGCCAUAGGCGAUUGGAAUAGGCUACUUCAGCAAGCAUUCCGCUGCUGCAAGCCUGGCGGCUGGGUCCAGUCAUGCGAAUGCGACGUCGAAAUGUGCUCUGACGACGGUAGUAUCAAAGAAGAUGGUGUUAUCGCGACAUUCUGGAACCCGCUUUAUAAAGAGUUAGGUAAAAAGCUAGGGUUGAGCUUCCAAGUUCUCGAGAAUAGAUUCCAGAAUAAGGGAUUUGAGGCGGCCGGGUUCGUGGACAUUAAGGAGGUCAACUUCAAGCUACCUAUUGGGGCAUGGCCCAUGGAUCCCAAGCUUGCUGAAAUUGGAGGCCUUACUUUACUGACCUUGAUCAACGAUCUUGAAGGAUACGUCCUAGUUCCGUGGAAUAUCGUGCAUGGUGAAGAUACCCCUGGCUACCAGCAAACACUUGCGCACCUACGCAGGGAAUUUAGAUCUAGGUCUAUGCACGCAUAUAUGAAGGUCCGGUACGUUUAUGGCCGCAAGCCCUAGGGUAGCAUAGUACAUAGACCUCGCUUGGAAUUGAUGUUACGAUCCCUAUAGCAAGCGACCGUAACUUUCUUAUUAGGUCUUUACUUGGCCAUGUGUAAAUUACCUCCUUGCGCAUAUCUAAGGGUUUGCCAUUGCGAACUCAUUACGCGACUAUGUCAUCUGGAAGUGAGAAACACUAGUGUUCACCUGUUGAUUUAAAGUGCUCUAGCAUUUCCACUCCACCUCGAGAAUUUUUGGAUACGCAUUGACCUUGAAAGGUGAAGAUCUAUGUAUAUAUCACAUUCUUUCUGUCAUUCCAACUCCCUGGGUAGUGUCGGCAUCGAGCAACGUGAGAGAAUACCUACCUAGGUAGGUAUGGACAGUGUCCCAAAGGCUGGGCUUCAACCAAAGCAAAGCCCAACUACUGUAGACACCUCAUGAUGUAGG